GUGACCCGAAGGCACAGGGCCUUGGAACUUCAAGGAGUUCCUUGGUGCAGGCAAGUCAGAGUCUCCCACUGCCUAGACUUGGUGAGGAAAGCAUUCUCCCUAGCCUAGGUUCCCCUGUAGGGGAUUCCGAGGGUGAGGCCCUGGGGCGGACGGCCUGUGACCCUGACACCCAGCCGGACCAGACUCCACCCCUUCGCUGCACCAGGAGGGAGGGCUGAACUGGGGUGGAAAUAGGAACCAAGAAUCCAGAAGCCCCAGACAGCACAGAGAGAACGGGGCGCCGGCAUCUGGGGAGCGGCCUCUUCGCCGGCAGCGUUGGGGAAGGAAGGCGGGGACCUGCCCGCCACUGCCACCGCGGGCGGGGCCGCCGGGACCCCGCAGGGCCCAGGAAGGGGGCGGGGCGGCCGCGGUGACGCUGCGGGGAGGGACGGCAGGGGCGCCGCCAGCGACCGGGAAAAAGGUCGGGGCCAUGGGCCAGCGCUGCGCCUUCAAAGGGUCCGGCCCCUGCUGGAACUCAAGGCCCGGGUUGCGGGCGCGCCGGGCUCCGACUCGCCGGCCGGCCGCCGCUGCCCUGACCGGGUGAGGUGCGCACGCCACCAGCUAGAGGGCUUGGGGCCGCGCGCCACCGCCCCGCACUGACGCCCGCGCCGUGCCCUGCGCCAGGCGGAGCGGAGGCCGCGAGUGGCCAGCCCGAGCGCCUUCAGGAUGCUCAUCAAGGAGUACCACAUCCUGCUGCCCAUGAGCCUGGAUGAGUACCAGGUGGCCCAACUCUACAUGAUCCAGAAAAAGAGCCGGGAAGAGUCUAGUGGUGAGGGCAGUGGUGUGGAGAUCCUGGCCAACCGGCCAUACACCGAUGGGCCUGGAGGCAGCGGGCAGUACACGCACAAGGUGUACCACGUGGGCUCCCACAUCCCAGGCUGGUUCCGGGCACUGCUGCCUAAGGCUGCCCUGCAGGUAGAAGAGGAAUCCUGGAAUGCUUAUCCCUAUACAAGAACCCGGUACACCUGCCCCUUCGUGGAGAAAUUUUCCAUUGAGAUAGAAACUUAUUACCUGCCCGAUGGGGGGCAGCAGCCAAAUGUGUUCAACCUGAGUGGGGCUGAAAGGAGACAGCGCAUCCUGGACACCAUCGACAUCGUGCGGGAUGCAGUGGCCCCAGGCGAGUACAAAGCAGAAGAGGAUCCCCGGCUGUACCACUCUGUCAAGACAGGUCGAGGUCCACUGGCUGAUGACUGGGCCCGGACCGCUGCCCAGACAGGACCCCUCAUGUGUGCCUAUAAGCUGUGCAAGGUUGAGUUCCGCUACUGGGGCAUGCAGGCCAAGAUUGAACAAUUCAUCCACGAUGUCGGUCUACGACGGGUGAUGCUGCGGGCCCACCGCCAGGCCUGGUGCUGGCAGGAUGAAUGGACAGAGCUGAGCAUGGCUGACAUCCGGGCACUAGAGGAGGAAACUGCCCGCAUGCUGGCCCAGCGCAUGGCCAAGUGCAAUACAGGCAGUGAGGGACCAGAGGCCCAGCUCCCUGGAAAACCCAGCACUGAGGCCCGGCCUGGGGCCAACAACAUCAGCACCCCUGAUGGGCCUGAGGCCCCGCCUGGCCCUGAUGCCUCACCUGAUGCCAGCUUUGGGAAACAGUGGUCCUCAUCCUCCCGUUCCUCUUACUCAUCCCAACACGGAGGGGGCGUGUCUCCCCAGAGCCUGUCUGAGUGGCGCAUGCAGAACAUCGCCAGAGACUCCGAGAACAGCUCCGAGGAGGAGUUUUUUGAUGCCCACGAAGGCUUCUGGGACAGUGACGAGGUCUUCCCCAAGGAGAUGACCAAGUGGAAUUCCAAUGACUUCAUUGACGCCUUUGCCUCCCCAAUUGAGGCAGAGGGUGUUCCAGACCCUGGAAUCGAGGCCACUAAAGGCAAUGAAGAUGGGGUUCGAGCACCCAGGGACUCAGAGGGCCCAGAUGGAGCCGGGGAGCUUGGGGCUGAGGCAUGCCCAGUCCACGCCCUCUUCCUCAUCCUGCACAGCGGCAACAUCCUGGACUCUGGGCCUGGAGACGCCAACUCCAAGCAGGCGGAUGUGCAGACACUGAGCUCAGCCUUCGAGGCAGUCACCCGAGUCCACUUCCCUGAGGCCCUGGGCCAUGUGGCGCUUCGAGUCGUGCCCUGCCCACCCAUCUGCGCUGCCGCCUAUGCCCUUGUCUCCAACCUGAGCCCCUACAGCCACGAUGGCGAUAGCCUGUCCCGCUCCCAGGAUCAUAUUCCACUGGCUGCCCUGCCACUGCUGGCCACUUCAUCCUCCCGCUACCAAGGCGCUGUGGCCACUGUCAUCUCCCGCACCAACCAGGCCUACGCAGCCUUUCUGCGCUCAUCGGAAGGCACUGGCUUCUGUGGGCAGGUAGUGCUGAUUGGAGACGGCGUUGGUGGCAUCCUGGGCUUUGAUGCGCUCUGCCACAGUGCCAACACAGGCACAGGGAGUCGGGGCAGCAGCCGCCGUGGGAGCAUGAACAAUGAGCUGCUCUCCCCAGAAGCUGGCCCAGUGCGGGACCCACUGGCAGAUGGGGUAGAGGCACUGGGACGAGCCAGCCCAGAACCCUCAGCCCUGCCUGCACAGCGCACCCCCAGUGACCUGGCCAAUCCUGAGCCUGAGGGCUCCCAGAACAGCCUGCAGCUGGGGCCUGCAACCACCUCCUCGGGGGAGCCCCGGCGGGCAAGCACGGCCUCCUGCCCACCUGCUGCCAGUGCUGAAGCUCUCGAUGGCCCCACCAACACAGCCCGCCUCGACUUCAAGGUCUCUGGCUUCUUCCUCUUUGGCUCCCCCUUGGGCCUGGUGCUGGCUCUGCGCAAAACUGUGAUGCCUGCCUUGGAGGUGGCCCAGAUGCGCCCAGCCUGUGAGCAGAUCUACAAUCUCUUCCACGCAGCCGACCCCUGCGCCUCCCGCCUGGAGCCCCUGUUGGCCCCCAAGUUCCAGGCCAUUGCUCCCCUGGCUGUGCCCCGCUACCAGAAGUUCCCCCUGGGAGAUGGCUCUUCCCUCCUUCUGGCUGACACUCUACAGACGCAUUCAGGCCUCUUUCUAGAAGAGCUGGAGAUGAUGGUGCCCUCCACGCCCACUUCAUCCAGCGGCACCUUCUGGAAGGGCAGUGAGUUAGGCCCGGAGUCCUCGGCCCAGCCAGCAGCCCCCAGCACCACCAGCGAGGUGGUUAAGAUUCUGGAGCGCUGGUGGGGGACCAAGCGGAUCGACUACUCGCUGUAUUGUCCCGAGGCACUCACUGCCUUUCCCACCGUGACGCUGCCCCACCUCUUCCACGCCAGCUACUGGGAGUCCGCAGAUGUGGUGGCCUUUAUCCUGCGCCAAGUGAUAGAGAAGGAGCGGCCACAGGUGGCUGAGUACGAGGAGCCGUCCAUCUACAGCCCGGCCUUCCCCAGGGAGAAGUGGCAGCGCAAACGUACGCAGGUCAAAAUCCGGAAUGUCACUUCCAACCACCGAGCCAGUGACACUGUGGUGUGCGAGGGCCGCCCCCAGGUGCUGAAUGGGCGCUUCAUGUACGGGCCCCUGGACGUGGUCACACUCACUGGAGAAAAGGUGGACGUCUAUGUCAUGACACAGCCGCUCUCAGGCAAGUGGAUCCACUUCGGUACUGAAGUCACCAACAGCUCGGGCCGCCUCACCUUCCCGGUGCCCUCGGAGCGCGCGCUGGGCAUCGGUGUCUACCCGGUGCGCAUGGUAGUCAGGGGUGACCACACUUAUGCAGAGUGCUGCUUGACAGUGGUGGCCCGUGGCACAGAGGCUGUGGUUUUCAGCAUUGACGGCUCCUUCACCGCCAGCGUCUCCAUCAUGGGCAGUGACCCCAAGGUGCGCGCAGGUGCCGUGGAUGUGGUCAGGCACUGGCAGGAUGCGGGCUACCUGAUCGUGUAUGUAACAGGCCGGCCCGAUAUGCAGAAGCAUCGUGUGGUGGCCUGGCUGUCACAACACAACUUCCCUCACGGAGUCGUCUCCUUCUGUGACGGCCUCACUCAUGACCCCCUGCGACAGAAGGCGAUGUUUCUGCAGAGCCUGAUGCAGGAGGUGGAACUGAAUAUCGUGGCUGGGUAUGGGUCUCCCAAAGACGUGGCUGUUUACGCAGCUCUGGGCCUGUCCCCCAGCCAGACCUACAUUGUGGGCCGUGCUGUGCGGAAGCUGCAAGCCCAAUGCCAGUUCCUGUCAGAUGGUUACGUGGCACACCUGGGCCAGCUGGAAGCGGGUUCCCACUCUCACACCUCCUCAGGACCCCCGAGGGCUGCUCUGGCCAAGAGCAGCUACAGUGUAGCCGCCCCUGUGGACUUCCUCCGCAAGCAGAGCCAGCUGCUUCGCUCCAGGGGCCCCAGCCAGGCAGAGCGCGAAGGCCCUGGAACGCCACCCACUGCCCUGGCACGGGGCAAAGCCCGAAGCAUCAGCCUCAAGUUGGACAGUGAAGAGUGAGCCCCAGAUGUGGCUGGACCCAAGUUAUUUAUUGACAUUCAAGAAGUCCAAGUAGCUGCGUGUGGGAAACUGGGGGCUUAGAUCUUGGGCCCCAGUCCUGGCCCCCCAGGCCCACACCCUGCAUCCAUCUGCCCCUCCGUGAUACUUUCCUUUCAUGGGGGGAACCCAGCCCCAAGGGACGGGAGGAGGGGCGGCAAGGACCUAGCACCUUUUCCACUGUGUAAAUCCCUGAAAAUAAACACCUGCAUCCCCA
This is a messenger RNA of Cavia porcellus (domestic guinea pig), 4693 nucleotides long. It is a transcript of the gene Pitpnm1, whose product is annotated as phosphatidylinositol transfer protein membrane associated 1. Bases 706 to 4440 code for a protein of 1244 amino acids. Lineage: Eukaryota; Metazoa; Chordata; Mammalia; Rodentia; Caviidae. Gene Ontology annotation, cellular component: cytoplasm. The transcript is spliced from 24 exons. The record is from RefSeq and is a predicted model, not a curated record. Gene Ontology annotation, molecular function: phosphatidylcholine intramembrane carrier activity; metal ion binding; phosphatidylinositol transfer activity. Gene Ontology annotation, biological process: phospholipid transport.